This is a messenger RNA of Chiloscyllium plagiosum (whitespotted bambooshark), 2415 nucleotides long. Lineage: Eukaryota; Metazoa; Chordata; Chondrichthyes; Orectolobiformes; Hemiscylliidae. The record is from RefSeq and is a predicted model, not a curated record.
AAUUUUCCGACCACUCUGUACACUCCCACCUUUUCCUCUUCCAGAGCUCGCUCACUUCCUGUAGAGCCUGAAAAUCAAGUGAGGAGAUGAAGGAUUACACCAUACUACAGCAGAGAAUACAGAAAGGAUAAACACUGCAGAUAGAUCUUGACCAUCACCGAAGGAACAACUGCACAAUUGUGGACUCCAACUGUGGUGAGAGCUUCAAUCUUUCAUAUAGCCUCGUGAACCACUGACUCAUUCCUACAGGGGCGAAGCUCCUAAAGUCACCAAACAAGCAAGGUGCAUCUGUAUAGCAGCAUCAUGGAAGGGAAACCAUUGAACAGUGAGUUGUGUGACCAAGACUUCACACAGUCAUUAACACCCAUUGGACAUCAACACAUUCCCACUGGGGAGAAGCCUUUCAAGUGCAAGAUGUGCCACAAAUCAUUCUCUCAGUCACGGACCCUCCUCAAACACCGGUGCAUUCACAAGGGGGAGGAAUCAUUUAUGUGUGAGGUGUGCCAUAAAUCAUUCUCAAGGUCAAUGAAUCUCCACAGACACCAACGCAUUCACACAGGGGAGAAACCAUUCACAUGUGAGGUGUGCGAAAAAUCCUUCUCUGACUCAUCAAACUUCCGUGUGCACCAACGCAUCCACACAGGGGAGAAGCCAUUCACAUGUGAGGUGUGUGACAAAUCAUUUUCACAGUUAUCAAGCCUUCAGGUCCAUCAGGUAAUCCAUACAGGGGAAAAACCCUUCAAAUGUGAGAUUUGUGAUAAAGCUUACACCACAUCGACCAGGCUUUUGAUGCACCAGAGUAUUCACACAGGGGAGAAACCCUUCAGAUGUGAGGUUUGUGAGGUGUCUUUCAUCGAAUCCUCUGAACUGCUGAUACACCAGAGGAUUCACACAGGGGAGAAACCCUUCAAGUGCGAGGUGUGCAAGAAAUCAUUCUCGCAAUCAUCAAGUCUCCACACACACCAACGCAUUCACACAGGAGAGAGACCAUUCACAUGUGAGCUGUGCAACAAAUCCUUCCCCUACUCUUCAAGCCUCCGAGUACAUAUCCGCAGUCAUACAGGUGAAAGACCUUUCAGGUGUGAGAUGUGCGACAAAUCAUUCUCUCACUUAAUGAGUCUCCGUGUACACCAAUGUAUUCAUACAAGAGAGAAGCCCUUCACAGGGGAAGUUUGUGAGAAAGCGUUCACACAGUUACAAAGCAUCCUGCAGCAUCAGACAAUCCACACAGGGGAGUACCAGAGAGAAACUCUUCUGGGGCAAUAUUUGUGGCUGGGCUUCACUGACUCAUCUGAUUUCCUGAACCAAAGAUGGAUUCACACUGAUGCCCAAGCAUUCAGGAGUGCAGACAGCUUCAUGGAAAGAAAAUCUUUCAAGUGUGAGAUAUGUGGUGGAGCCUUCACACAGUCAUCGAUGCUUGUGAAUCACCAAUGUAUUCAUACUGGGCAGAAACCAUUCAAAUGCAAGGUGUGUAACAAAUCAUUCUCGCGGUCAUCAGCCUUCCUCGUGCACCAAUACAUUCACACGGGGGAGAAACCAUUCACAUGCAAGGUAUGUGUCAAAUCAUUUUCAAAUUCAUCCACUCUCCGUUUACACCAACGCAUUCACACUGGAGAGAAACCGUUCACAUGUAGGUUGUGUGUCAAAUCAUUCUUUGACUCAUCCCACCUUCGCAGACACCAACGAAUUCACACAGGUGAGAAACCAUUCAAGUGUGAGGUGUGUGAGAGAUCAUUCUCGUGGUCAGCUGCUCUUCGUAAACACCAACGCAUUCACACUGGAGAGAAACCAUUCACAUGUGAGGUGUGUGACAAAUCAUUCUCAGCUUCAUCGGACCUCUUAGUCCAUCAGAGGAUUCACACAGGGGAGAAACCUUUCAAGUGUGAGGUAUGUGGAAAAGCUUUCUCGGAGUCAUCAAACCUCCAUGUCCACCAACGCAUUCACACAGGAGAGAAACCAUUUAAAUGUGAGGUGUGUGACAAAUCAUUCUCUAGGUCAUCGACCCUCCAAGCACACCGAAGUAUUCACACGGGGGAGAGGCCGUUCACUUGCAAGGUGUGUGAUAAAUCUUUCUCUAGAUCAUCAACCCUCCGUGGACACCGACAGAUUCACACAGGUGAGAAGCGAUUUACCUGUGAAGUAUGUGACAAGUCAUUCUUUCAUUCAUCCCACCUCCUCAGACACCAACGCACUCAUACUGGGGAGAAACCAUUCACGUGCAAGGUGUGUAACAAGUCAUUUUCGAGGUCAUCGACCCUUCUGCUCCAUCAAAGGAUUCACACAGGGGAGAAAGCGUUUAUGUGCAAGAUGUGUGACAAAUCGUUUUCGAAUUCUUCAACCCUCAGCACACACCGAUGUACUCACACAGGAGAAACCAGUCAAGAGGAAGAUUUGUAACACAGUCUUCUCAGCAAC